Messenger RNA from Musca vetustissima, 912 nucleotides. Its product is annotated as cylicin-1-like. The record is from RefSeq and is a predicted model, not a curated record. Lineage: Eukaryota; Metazoa; Arthropoda; Insecta; Diptera; Muscidae. The annotation marks the transcript as partial. The transcript is spliced from 2 exons.
AUGACUGACGGUAAUAAUUGUUCUUCGGAAGAAAGAAAGAAUCUCGAAAGAGGUUCAAAAAAUCAGAAAUGCUUAACAUCGGGAGAGAAAAUCGAUACUCACAAUUUAAAGGCAAAUAACAUAUUCAAAAAAGAUAAAGGAAAUCAAAGUCAAGUGGAAUCGAAAAUUCCCAAAGGAAACCUAUCGGAAGACAAUGUUGAAGGGAAGAAGAAGAAAAAGAGAAUUACAAAUAAAGCAAAUCUUGAGGAUACCAAAACGGAAGAUCCCACAAAAACUACUAAAGGAAUAGAAAAGUCAAAGGGAAAAGAAUCAAUGGAAGGUGAGGAUGACUCCAGGGAUAAGGGGGAUAAAAAGAAAAACAAGAAAACAAAAGCAGAUGAGGGUAAUGAUUUUGAGGAGAACCAGAAACAUAAGAAGGCAAAGAAAAAUAUUAAAGAUGUCGAGGAGGACACUCCGAAUGUAGAUAAACGAACUAAGAAAAAAUCAACUAAAAACUCCCCCGAUUUUCCCACGAAAGAUUUAUCCGGCAACGAAAAUGCAUUGAAAAUUAAAAAUACUAAAUCCAAUGAUAAGAAAAACAGGGACCAGGAACAAAAUUUGCAAACAAAAAAGGAACGCCGAACAAAAAGUCCCGACAAGUCGUCUUCACCUCAAAAUAAUAAAAAAUCCCAUAAACCCCCCAAAAAACUAAUGGUUAGCAAUAUUAUAAAGGAUUUGCGUUGGAAGGUACGCAAUGGUUUGGAUAUUAGAGCUCAUAGGGGUUCUGCACAUUCCAUAAAAAUCAAAUCCCACAAGAGGAAAGUUAAGGCUCUGCAAAAGCGAAGAGAUAAGGAAUCGCGGUUUGAUGAAAAGCCUUGGGAUAUUUUAAGAGCCGCCAUGGAGCAACGUGAACAGUGUGACCUAACCAGCAAG